Messenger RNA from Rotaria sp. Silwood1, 1755 nucleotides. Lineage: Eukaryota; Metazoa; Rotifera; Eurotatoria; Philodinida; Philodinidae. The record is from the annotation of a GenBank genome assembly.
AUGGAUCAAAUGAAACGAAAAUUAUCUUUAAAUCAAUCAUCAAAAGAAGAAAUCAAGAAAUUACGCAAUGAAUUCAAUCGAUCAAUAACUUGUAUUGAAAAUUUAUCUAUGGAAUUUUUCUAUGAAAUAUUUGAUUAUCUUGAUGGUUAUGUAAUAUAUAAAGCAUUUUCAAACCUUAAUCAUCGUUUUCAACAACUUCUCAAUUCUCCAUCUCUAUUGUUUAAAAUUAAAAUUCAUCAUUUAAAAUAUAAGGAAGGACAUAGAAAUAAUUAUAAAAAAUUUCUUCGUAUGAAUAUGCAUAAAAUAGUCUCCAUGAGAGUAUAUUUAUCCAUACAAAGCGAUACUUUUUUCUUGUGGUUUACCAUUCAAUCUUCACUGACCGCUCUCGAAUCGCUUCGUAUUUAUGAUAUUGAACCAAUUAGACUUAUUUCACUUCUUAUUAAUUUAGCUAGUCUACCUCGUCUUUUCUCUUUAAGUAUCAAAACAUCUAAUACUUAUGAAAAUCUAAAUGAUAUUUAUCGACUAAUAUUCACCUUGCCGACAUUAAAAUGGUGCAGAUUCAUCUUUGAUCGAAAGAAUAGUUCAUUUUCACUACCGAUGGCUAUCAAUAAACAACAGAGUACUAUUGAAUAUCUUUCUAUUCAUCAUCAUUGUACUCUCAACGAACUUUAUACUAUAAUUUCUUAUACACCUCAACUUCGUCGUCUUAAACUAUGCCAUAAACUUGAAAUUGAUUCAAACAUUCGAACUAUAUCACCAAUAAUAUUAGCAAAUUUAACAAAUGUUUCGAUAUAUAUGCAUCAUGUAAAAUUUGAUGAAUUUGAAAUAUUCAUUAGAAAAAUAUGUUCGACAUUAAAAAUUUUACAUAUUAAUAUUUAUUCUCAAGAUAUAGCUUUUCUUGAUGCUUAUCAAUGGGAAAAAUUAAUUUUGAAAUCUUUACCUCAAUUAGAAAAAUUUUAUUUACGAUAUUAUGAACGAGCUGAUCGUGUAUAUAAAUAUCCUAUAUAUAAUGGAGAACCAAAUCAAUUUAUUUCAUCCUUUUGGAUUGAACGACAAUGGGUAUUCGAAGCUGAAAUCAAUAGUGAAUCUAUCAUUUAUUUAGUUCAUCCAUACAGAAAAAGAUGGUAUGAAAAUACACAAGAUAAGAUUUGUAAUUCUUCACGAGAUUUUUCCAAAUCUAUUCGACUUACCCUGAAAAAUGUUGAUUCUGAUGAUAUUGAAGAAUUACUGACAAUAGCUACUAGACGUGUUUUAACUGUCGCACAAGUGUACGAUUUGGAAAUUCCAAAAGAAAAAAUUUUCAUUGGUACAUUAAUUGAAAUUGUAAAUUUAUUACCAGAAAUCAAUACAUUAAAAAUUCAUUCGUUAUCAUUAUAUGAACCAAGAAUGUUAAAUUCUGAAGAACGUUGUACUUUUUCUUCAAUAAAAGAUACAAGUAAAAUUACAAAUGUAUAUCUUGAGAAGAUGAAUGAAAUUGAAGAAUUUUCUUUUCUUUCGGAAUUAUGUCCUUAUAUGGAAUCUUUCAAAGUAGAUUAUAUCAAACAUAUAGAUUUCAAAUUUGUUCUACGAUAUAUAUUCAAAAAAAUUAAAGAAGAUUGUAAUGAUUGUCUUUGUGUAUUAUGUUUUCGUAUUCCAACAGUCGAUGAUGAAAUGAUUCGAAAAUUAAAAAGAAUGAUCAAUUUUGAAAAAAUUUUAUUUAAUUAUACAAUUAAACGUGUAACAGAUUAUAUCUAUAUAGAAUGGGAAGAAUUUUAA